AUGUCGACAUUAGCUGACACAAUCAGAAACAUUCCUCCAGUGACGAGGUUUUUCACAGUCUCCACAUUGGUUGUGAGUCUCGCUUGUUCCAUGCAAUUGAUAUCCCUUGGAGAUUUGAUUUUCUCCACAGACCACUUGAAAUAUGUCUUAAGUUCGACCUAUCACAAUAUGACACACGCCCAAUCCAAAGUUCAAGCCGUGAAGUCGUUUUUCAUGGGAUUGUGCGAGAGUUAUAGAUUCUUUACUUGUUUCUUAGUUCCUCCAGGAUUAAUGGCCAGUAAUAAGAUGGAAGGUAUUUUGGAUAUUUACUUCUUUUAUACCUUUGCUAAUAACGUUGAAAGGGGAAGAUUCAAUAAUAACUUCGCUGAUUGUUUAUACUUUACCUUAUUAACAGGAACAAUGAUUGUAGUUAUAACUACCAUUUAUGGAUUUAUAGAUCCACUUCAUUUCCCAUUUCCUCAUAGUAUGAUGUUAAGUUGUAUUGGAUAUAUCUGGUCAAGACACCUGAAAAACUCCAUAAUCAACUUCUUAGGUAUCAUACCCAUCAAAGCAUACUAUUUACCAUUUGGGAACUUAUUCAUUAAGAUGAUAACUCAAGGGUUUCCUGCAUUCCUCGAUACUGGUAUUGGGAUUUUAGGAGGUUAUUUCUAUCAAUGUGUACAAAGUGAUACCAUACCAUUCUUCAAUUUGUUACCAACAUCUUAUUCCAAUGCCCCAGAGUUUAGAGUUGGCACAAGAGCUGCCACCGAUUCUGACAUUAUACCCGAUACUAUCUUUGAUAAGGGAUAUUUGAAGGCUCCUUUAUGGUUUUAUAAUUUAUUAGGAUAUCCAUCCAAUAAUAGUGUUGGAACAACAGCCUUUAGAUUAAGAAGACCUUCACUGGUACCUGUAAGAAGAGUUGAAACUCAUAGUUCGAAUUUCGCUGGUAGAGGUAGACGUUUAGGUAGUGAUGUCAAGAAUGAUUAG
Messenger RNA from Yamadazyma jaroonii, 966 nucleotides. The record is from the annotation of a GenBank genome assembly. Lineage: Eukaryota; Fungi; Ascomycota; Pichiomycetes; Serinales; Debaryomycetaceae.